Molecule: messenger RNA, 579 nt
Organism: Exophiala bonariae
Lineage: Eukaryota; Fungi; Ascomycota; Eurotiomycetes; Chaetothyriales; Herpotrichiellaceae
Exons: 3
Coding region: 1-579 (192 amino acids)
Source: RefSeq, a predicted model, not a curated record
AUGGUAUACUCAACAACAAUUAACAACGCUAAAAAGAACACAGACUGGUCAGAGGUUGACCCAAAUACUUCCAAAGUCGGCAAAAUGGAUCCAGAGAAGCAAUCCCAGACCUCUUCCAUCUCUUCAAAGCAUGCUCACCCGCCUAUUGCUAAAACCAAUGGUCCCCCAGUCAUCAUUACAGUCAUCAGGGCUGCACAGUAUAUCUGGUCUGUCAUCGCCCUUGUCUUCAUCAGCUGUGCCAUCGACAGAAACAUUCUGGUCCCUGGUGUGUCAGCAGACGAAAAGGUUCUAGGCGCCUCAUCGGUCCUGGCGGUGAUAGUUGUGCUUUACCACUUCCUGAGCCCUUACAGAAAAGUCUCAGCAGCUGUGGUCGAUGGACUCCUAGCUGCUUUUCUGUUUGCGACAUUUAUCUACGGUGCUUAUAACGCUGGUCAACGACAGGGUGCAUGCCUCGGUCCGGACAAGAUGGGCAUCUGGGACAACACUCGAGGAUGCAAGCGCAUGACUAUUGCUGUCGGAUUCUCGGCCGUGAAUUUCGCUUCUUUUUCACUAUCAGCAGUUUUGGUUCUACUCCUCUGA